AUGGGUCGUUACAGGACUUUGUUCAGAAGAAACAGCGUUGCCUUGAUUAAAAAGUUGAUUGGAGAGGGGAAAACUAUAAAGAAAGUGCUGAAAAUGAUAGGCUGCUCAGCUAAAAUGAUCGCAAAUGCUCUUAACAUGGCAACUAGGUAUGAGCGAAUCGAACCUGGCGAAAAACCCUUUUUAUAAGUUAAAUUAAGAAUAGCCAAAAUGGCAAGGACUCCGCCAACAAUCAGCUCCAGGAAGAUCAAAGGUCUAAAGUUACCUGUGAGUACUGUUACAAUUAGAAGACGCCUAUGUGAAGCCAAGCUAUCUGCAAGAAGCCCCCGCAAAGUCCCACUGUUGAAAAAAAGA
Molecule: messenger RNA, 351 nt
Organism: Staurois parvus
Lineage: Eukaryota; Metazoa; Chordata; Amphibia; Anura; Ranidae
Source: the annotation of a GenBank genome assembly